Neodiprion fabricii is the source of this 920-nucleotide messenger RNA. RefSeq lists its product as uncharacterized. Bases 266 to 742 code for a protein of 158 amino acids. The record is from RefSeq and is a predicted model, not a curated record. The transcript is spliced from 2 exons. Lineage: Eukaryota; Metazoa; Arthropoda; Insecta; Hymenoptera; Diprionidae.
UUGAAAAUAUUUUUUUAAUUGGUCCCACUGACACUGAAAUUCGUGGUAAUAAAUUACUUUCAAGAAUCCAGGUGUUGAAAGUUUUGUUGUUCAAUAUAAGACAAGUGAAAUUACCAAUACAUGAAAGUGCAAGGCUUUAGAUAAAAGAAGUGGAGGUAUUUUGGCAAAAAGCUCGAAUACCAACUCAUAGACAGGAUCAUUGUAUCGCGAAGUUGAAAACUUUGUCUGAAGAUUUGAGAACUUUGCAAAAAACUGCCGGCAGAUCAUGCAACUUGGAAAAAGAAAGAAAUUCACUUCUGAAUUUGAUAACCUAUUUGACAUUGCUCAUGCACAAGUGGAUUAUAUGAUCAAUGAUGAGCAGAAAGCAUUUUUGUCGAAACAACGAGAAAAAGGGCGGAUAGGUUAUAUUUCGAAUAUUUGUACCGUUCAUGAUGGUACUGAGGAACUUGCUCGAAAUUACGACGGUGGAGAUGAUUCUCCGAGGCCACAUAAAAGAAGAAAACAGGAGAAAAGCCCAUUUACUCAAGCGAAGCAAAGUCCUGCUAUUUUAUCUUUGGCUUCGAGUCAAGAAAGUGCUUUGUCCCAUGAAUCAGCGACAACGUCCAAUUUUUCAUACGUGCCCAGUGAAGAAGAACCAUCUGAAUCGAGGACAUCACGGGGAUCUAUAAGUGUCAUGACGAAAAGUUGGUUGCGGUUUUGGAUAAAUGCAAAGUCAGUGACAGAAAUGGCCUUCAUUGAAUAAUCUCAAUAGCGCAAGCAUUGAACAUUGAUGUCAAUACAUUGAUUAUUAACAAAACAUCCAUUCGCAAAUGUCGAGAAAAAUUGCGUGAAUCGAGAGCCGCAACUGUGAAAGAAAUAUUCAAGAACACAGAAUUGAACGCAGCUGUAUUACAUUGGGAUGGGAAAUUGACGCGUAACUU